Messenger RNA from Elaeis guineensis (African oil palm), 810 nucleotides. The record is from RefSeq and is a predicted model, not a curated record. Lineage: Eukaryota; Viridiplantae; Streptophyta; Magnoliopsida; Arecales; Arecaceae.
AUGACAGUGACCGUUGACAAUGCAAGUUCGAAUGAUGUUGCUUGUGGAUACCUCAGGAGGAAACUUAGCCAGAGGAAGAGUUGUGUAAGUGAUGAGAAGUAUCUACAUAUGAGAUGCAUUGCUUAUAUUGUUAAUGUGAUGGUAUGGGAUGGCUUGAAAGAAGUGGGGCAGUCUGUUCAGCGUGUUCGGGAUGCAGUCAGAUAUGUGAGACAAUCUCCUGCAAGAUUGCAAAGAUUCAGAGAAUGUGUUGAGAAAGAGAAGAUAGAGAGUAAUGCCAUGUUAUCUCUCGAUGUGAGCACUAGAUGGAACUCCACAUAUCUAAUGUUGAACAUUGCUCAGAAGUUUGAGAGAGCAUUUGAGAAAUUUGCUGAUGAGGAUCCAUUCUUUAGGUUAGAAAUUGGUUUUGAUCCUGGGAUGCCAGUUGAAGAGGAUUGGAAUGUUGUGAGACGAUUGGUGACCUUUUUAGAAUUAAUGGCUGAAAGGAUGAAGGCCAAGUUUGACAAGUAUUGGGGGAAUAUUGAUAAGAUGAACAAGUUGAUAUAUAUUACAGUUUUUCUUGAUCCUAGAUGCAAGAUGGUUAGUUUGGCAUUAGCUCUCCAGGGAAUAUAUGGUGAAGAAAAGGCCAAUGACUCGAUGCAUCUAAUAAAGGAAGCUACAUUCAGUUUGUUUGAAGAGUACGAAAAAAUGUAUGCUCCAGCCACUGGACAAUGUAGUGGAAGUGGUGGGAGUGGAGUGGUGGCUUCCAACUCUUUAUCUCAUGAAGAAAAUGAAUUUGAUCUGGAAAGAAUGGUGUCACAGCAAUUGAAGUAG